Pseudovirgaria hyperparasitica is the source of this 1481-nucleotide messenger RNA. RefSeq lists its product as uncharacterized. The coding region runs from base 32 to 1171 and encodes 379 amino acids. The transcript has 4 exons. NCBI's taxonomy places the organism in Eukaryota, Fungi, Ascomycota, Dothideomycetes, Acrospermales, Acrospermaceae. The record is from RefSeq and is a predicted model, not a curated record.
CCCAAAAACACAACUGUCGGAUGUAAACAGAAUGGAUGAUCUCACACCCUUAUUGCUGCCACCAUCAUUACCAUCGCCUCACAGCAGUGACUCGGACCUCUUCUACGGGUCAUCAUCGUCUUCAGAAUCAUCAAAGUCACUAGCAUCAUCAGAGUUACUAGACUCAUUAAAGCCACCAGGCUCACCAAACUCACUAAAAGCAGAACGGCUUGGGUUGACGCUUUAUCAAACAUGGCAGUCCGAUUCAUGGCGGGCCGAAGCAGAGCGAGCCCGAACGGUCGAAACUGCGACUCAAAUAUUACCCUUUUUGCGUCUCAGUAUGGAAUGCCGCAACAUGAUAUACAAGCUUCAUUGUGUGUGGUCGCCUUACACUGUCAACGAAAUCUCGUGCAGUGUAAUCUUAUCUCAUACACCUCUUCUUCGAGUCAGCAAACAGGUGCGUAAGGAGGCUAUGGACAUCUUCUGCCGAUUGAAUGUCUUUGCAUUGACGUCAACAUUAACCGUCAAUUCUGACAACGGGUAUCAACCAUACGACCAAAGACUGCGAUCUUUGCACGGGUUCCAAGCUAACUUAUGGACCUUCAAGAUACCGACCGGAGAUCUUGGAAAAAAUAUCAAGCACCUACGAAUCCACCUCCCAAUAGACGAGUUAUCGGAUAAAUGGAUCGUUUUUCCAGCCUUGAAAAAAUGCGGUUUUGACAUCCUGGAAUCGUUGACGAUUAUUGACAAGCAAAGAAAUGAGGUGGUCGACCUCGAACGUAAUACAUGCAGUCUUAUUAGCGUGUAUGAUCCUUCUAUUGAGCGCAAGCUUCUCCGCGGUAUUCGGAUUAGGACAGGCGGCUUGGUUCUGAAAAAUGUUGGCUAUACCGACGGGUUCAAACUCGAUGCCUAUCGCCACCACCGGCCGAAUCAAACAAUAGAAAGCGACGCCCUUUUGAAUUUUCUCCACAUAGACAUCUCACUUGACAUUUGCGCAUCCGGCAUGGGUCAGGGUUCAAGGUUGUCCCAAGGAGAACGCCGUAAGUCGAACGAGACGGUCGGCGUGGCCAUGUCGAUAUUGAUGGGACCAGAUGAGGGUGCGGAAGAUGAGGCGUCUAGGGAGAUUGCGCAUAUCUUCGAUACACCCAGAUUCGGCUUCAUUGGUCGUAUAUAUCGGGACAAUAUCGUGUAAGAAAGACAGUGGACAGCAGAGAUCGCAGUAUGAGGCGGCACUGGAGUCGUGUAUAGUCAUUUAAGGCUUGUAAUUGAGCCGUAAAUAUCAUGUCUUUGAAGUGAUGCACAUGUUGUGGGUAGCUGGAUUAUCUAUAGUAUCGUAGAAGUAGAAGACGUGUACUAUACCUCAAUCCUAUUGCAAGAAACGAAUAGUCAUACAGACAUGUGAUACCAUUAACCGUUGUCGGUGGAAGACAAACCUUUUGAUUGUAGACUAGACACGUUCUGUACAACGAGAGGGUGUUGUAGCCUUCCACCAGAAGAUGCCC